AUCGCAUCCCAUCCUCUCCAAACCCUUACUCUACUCUAUUCCAUUCGCAAUCAAGACAAGACGAUAGACAAUCUUGUCAAUCUAUCACGACAUGAUCAUUGAUCAACCCCUUCCCCAUGUUCGGCCCGCCGACCACUACUGGCCACUGACCACUGACCAGCAUGACUCAGAUGAGCUUGGAUGGGGAUGGGGAUGGACCGGACCGGGUUGGAUGGGAUGGGAUGGGAUGGAAUGGCGUUGGUGUUCUUCCCGAAAAAGGCACUUGGACUAAGCACCUGGCACUCGCGUCUCAGCCCUGUUGUGGGAACUGGAGCUGGUUCAUGUUCUUGUCCGUACCUCGUACGAUCGCGAAUAAUAGCUCCUUGUCCUGCUACUCAUAGGCCUACCCCGAGCCUACUCUCUAGUCAUGGACACCAUACACUGUACCAUGUUUUAUCGCUCGCGUUGCUUGCCUUGCCUUGUCUUGCCACGCCAGGUGCGUGGUGGUGUUGGUGUAGGUUCGAGUUCGAGUUCGGCUAGGAUACAAGUACCACCUGGACACAGCACAAGUCCACAACACACCGAAGACAACACAACCUUACAUAGCGUAGCCAUAGCAUAGUCAGAGCCCCUGAAAAAAAAAACCACACACAGUCCUAGACCCCUUCCCCUUUCCCGUCCCUGUUCCAGUUCGCUUUAUCUGUGCGGUACGCGGUAUGCGUUCGGGUAGACCCAUUUCGGUGGAGUUAUAAAGAAGGGCGCGCGGCCUGAUUGUCCCAUAUUUUUUCCUUGCUCCUUCUUCUUCCGCUAUUCUGGAAAACUGAUUUGGGUUUUUGGAUUCUUCCUUUUGACCGCUUUUGCCUCAACUCUAUUUCGAUCUCUAACUUUAACCUGCAAGACGAGUCAGAAAUUACCCGAAACACCGUUUGAGAGAACGUGUCUGUCUACCCUACCAAGACAUAUUUUGGGGCUCGUCCGUAUCUCCCAAGGCUUCUCACCGCAUCCACCAUCCCGAUUUGGCUCCGAUCUCACUCAUUCUCACAUCACACACAUCCAUACUUCAUACAUAUAUACACCCUCAAUCCUCCCACCUUGGACCUCUGAAGUUGCAAAUAUUACAUACCACAAACCCAUACUCAGAUCGUACCAUAAGAUAUAAGAACAACUAGCCACAAAACAUUUCAUACCCAACAACCAUACCAAACAACCCAUCAUCAUGUCUUCCACCACACAAACCCAAUACACCAACCAACAACAAUACUACCUCAUCACAAACGUCACCUCCACCUACCACCAACAACAAACCUCCCGCGAAGAAUUCGAUCUCAAAUCUAGCAACACAUCUUGGAAACUACCAUACACCAUCGACGACGAGGAUCUCACCUUCGACGGAAAACCAUUGAACAUGUUAUACGAAGAGAACCGAAUGAAAGCCGAGCGACGAGAUGAGAGAGUAUGUCCUCCCACCACCUAAUCCCAACUACCAAAUAACUAACCAACCCACAGAAGCCAUCCCGAGGACGCUCCCGCAAUGCAAAGAAGUGAAAGAAAGAAAAAUUAUUCACACGUCAAAUCAAAAGCAAUCAUCCAUAAAUCACGAGAAAGAGGAAGAUAAAAACCCGGAUUCGCGACUCGCUUCGGCCCACCUCGAUCGCUACACGCACCAAUGAGUCACAACAAAUCAACAACCCAUCGCAAUCGCAUAACCGCACGAACCGCGUCUGAAAAUAAACAUCGCAAGGAGAAAAGUAAAAGAAAUAUCUCUCUCAUCCUCCUCCAUCAAGGUGUCCAUUCCAAAUCUAAAUCCAAAUCCAGACCCGAAAAGGUUCAUAUCAUCCAAAGAAAGAAAAACGCUCGCACCUCACCACCAGUCCCCUCAAAGCGCGCAAGCCGCCCCUUCAGCCCACCAAAACCAAAACCAAAAAAUCCCAUUCAAGGACAAAGCUCGCACUCGAACCCGCCCCCCCC
Messenger RNA from Hymenoscyphus albidus, 1947 nucleotides. The record is from the annotation of a GenBank genome assembly. NCBI's taxonomy places the organism in Eukaryota, Fungi, Ascomycota, Leotiomycetes, Helotiales, Helotiaceae.